Messenger RNA from Colletotrichum godetiae, 1395 nucleotides. RefSeq lists its product as uncharacterized. The transcript has a single exon. The record is from RefSeq and is a predicted model, not a curated record. NCBI's taxonomy places the organism in Eukaryota, Fungi, Ascomycota, Sordariomycetes, Glomerellales, Glomerellaceae. Bases 36 to 1280 code for a protein of 414 amino acids.
CACAAUCAUCACCGCAUCAGGCCUGAAGCAUCGCUAUGUUCCCAUUCAGUUUCAACAGUUCCCUCUCAGGGUCUGACCUGAUACGUCGGAUUACGCUUUGCGUUCUUCACUUUGUCUUCGGAACAAUAUUCUUCGAUGUUAUACACUGGCUUGCCCACCAGUCCAACCGAUCGCGUUUUCGAGUACUACGGCUACUUGCCAAAGCUCACUCAAUUCAUCACCAGUACUUUGAUCGUAACCUCAAUUUCAACGAGCGAUUCCGCUAUCGAAAUAUCAUUUGGCAUCUGUCACUCGAAGUGUCUUGUCAGAUGGUCGGCAGCGCGAUGAGCUGGCUUCUCAGCCUUUUGGUCAUGCGCAAGUUUUCACCUGUGAUACUUCAGGACCUGAUCAUCAUACUCGCCAUCCAAGCCGGCAGAGCAGCCGUCGUGGCAUGGAAUGCUGGGAAUGAUUCAAAUCACGUCCCUUAUCCGCGGCUACCGAAAGACCCCUACACCUUUAUCGUUGGGCCUGAGUACCAUGUCCUUCACCACAUAGAGCCUCUGGCCUACUUUGGGUCGAUGGUGCGCCUGCUAGACUGGCUUCUCGGUACCGGGGUCUCACUGAAGGGUCGGCGCGUAACAAUGACGGGGUCCAGAGGGGCGCUCGGCCAGGCCCUUGCGAAGCAGCUUCACCUUCAGGGUGUUCGAUGCAUUCAUACCCCCAAAUUUGGAGUCGACUGGAAGUAUGAUGACUACUCCCACCUUGAGUCUAUCCUUGCAGACACCGACAUACUCAUCCUCGCCCACGGAUCCAAGGAUGAUGAGAACGCCUACGAGGCAAAUUGCAAGUCCCCUAUCGCCAUCAUAGAGAUAUUCAAGAAAUUUUGCGAACGACGAAAACUUGGAUUACUUCCGGAAGUCUGGUACAUCGGCAGUGAGGCCGAGCUCCACGGAGCUUGGUCCAAAGAUAUGGAGAAUUACACACAGUCAAAACGCGCUUUCGUACCACACGCCCGAAGGCAUUAUGGAGAAGAUUACUACAACUAUCGGCACAUCGUCCCGGCAGCAUUUACCUCGAGAAUGGGACGCGGCUUUAUGUCUGCUGAUUCGGCCGCCAAGGUGGCUCUUUGGUGGAUUCGAACUGGAGCACGAUACGUUCCAGUCACGUACACCGGGUUCGCGUAUUUCAAUUUCUUCAGGUUUAGACUAGGAGGCCUCGCUACUAGUUCGCCAAAGGGCACAACUGGAGGAGCUUCUAAGAUUUUACGCAUUGAUGGGGGACAGGCGAAACUACGGUCUUGAGAUCUUCAUCUGGAAAAUCGUACAUGUAUCUCUCGGAGCUGUUAAACUUCACUUUCGUGUUCACAUCAGUUAUUCAUAGCUUCAGCACAUAUUCCAACAUACGGUUCAUCUUCUA